AUGAAAUACACUCUGCUGCUGGCUGCCAGCGCUGCCCUGGCUCUUGCAGGGCCUCAAGCCCACUCUAAGCGGGCCUCUUCCUUUGUUUGGUUUGGUACAAGCGAGUCUGGAGCGGAGUUUGGCAAUCAGAACAUUCCGGGUGUUCUGGGAACCGAUUACAUUUGGCCGGAUACUUCAGCCAUUCAAACGCUACGCAACGCGGGCAUGAACAUCUUUCGGGUGCCAUUUAUGAUGGAGCGAUUGGUUCCCACUACGUUGACCUCAAGUCCAAAUGCGGCUUAUCUGGCAGACCUGAAGAGUACAGUUGAAUACAUCACGUCUACCGGCGCAUACGCUAUCGUGGACCCCCACAACUUUGGGCGAUACUAUGGCAAUAUCAUCAACUCCACAAGUGACUUUGCCGCGUUUUGGACGACUGUGGCAACAGAGUUCGUAUCGAAUGACAAGGUCAUCUUCGACACGAACAAUGAAUUUAACACCGAGGACCAAACCUUGGUACUGAACCUCAACCAGGCGGCCAUCAAUGCCAUCCGAGCUGCUGGCGCCACCUCGCAGUAUAUCAUGGUGGAAGGAAAUUCCUGGAGUGGUGCCUGGACGUGGACGUCAGUCAAUACCAAUCUCGUCAGCUUGACAGACCCCAACGACAAAAUCGUCUAUGAGAUGCACCAGUAUCUCGACUCAGAUGGGUCCGGCACAUCCGACACAUGCGUCAGCUCGACUAUCGGCCAAGAGCGUGUGCAGUCAGCGACAGAGUGGCUGCAAAGCAAUGGGAAACUUGGGUUCUUGGGCGAAUUCGCGGGCGGCGCCAACUCGGUCUGUCAGAGCGCCGUGACUGGAAUGCUGGACUACAUGCAAGAGAACAGUGACGUCUGGCUCGGAGCAUCCUGGUGGGCCGCAGGACCAUGGUGGGGAACCUAUAUCUACUCGAUGGAGCCACCCUCGGGACCUGCUUAUUCUUACUACCUCAAUAUCUUGUCUGCCUACUUCCCUUCAAGCUCGAGCGGUUCCACAACCACAACCACAACCACCUCCGCUACCUCCGCUACCUCCAAAUCUACAUCGACGACCACGACUGCAUCGACCACAAAGUCGACAAGCAGCACAACAACCACAACUAGCACAGGAUCAACCUCUACUGCCACGGCAGCCCACUGGGCACAGUGCGGCGGCACUGGCUGGACGGGAGCGACGACAUGUGCUAGCCCGUAUACUUGCCAGGUCCAGAAUGCGUAUUACUCGCAGUGUCUGUAA
Messenger RNA from Penicillium cataractarum, 1251 nucleotides. It is a transcript of the gene egl2, whose product is annotated as putative endoglucanase. The record is from RefSeq and is a predicted model, not a curated record. The transcript is spliced from 5 exons. Gene Ontology annotation, molecular function: cellulose binding; hydrolase activity, hydrolyzing O-glycosyl compounds. Bases 1 to 1251 code for a protein of 416 amino acids. Gene Ontology annotation, cellular component: extracellular region. NCBI's taxonomy places the organism in Eukaryota, Fungi, Ascomycota, Eurotiomycetes, Eurotiales, Aspergillaceae. Gene Ontology annotation, biological process: glucan catabolic process.